AGAUAAUUGAGCGAUGAUAUAACCAAGUCGUGUCUCCAAUCCAAUCCGCCCCGGCUUUUGUGGAAAAUUUUGGGAAAUUUUGAAACGCGCCGAGACAAACGACCGGUGCGCGUAAAUGUCGAGAAUACACGUAGAUAUUUCGAGAUGUCAGACGUUAUGGUAAACACGUGAGAUACGCGAGAGAGAGAGAACGACGAUUGAAAGAAGAAAACGCGAUUGUUGUGUAAUUUUAAGAAUAAUAAAACAUUUAUCAACAGAUUUGCUGAUUCCGGGGAGUUGUGUGUGUGGUGGUCGCGCGCGCGACCCGAACGUGUCAGAACUUUAUUCGAAAAUUUAAUCCGAUGCAGUAAACGAAUUGUUUGUUUUGUUUUUUUUAUUUCGCACGAUGAUUGCUGGCGAUGUACAAGGCUCGCUUAAGGAAGCCUUGUACGAGUCGUUAACCGGAAUCUUGUCGCCUCAAUAUGAAACUCGCGUGUCCGCGGAGCAAAGGGUUCAGGCUUUGGAGGUUACUGAGGAAUUCGGAAUACACCUUACGGAGUUUGUAGUUGAUCCCAACGGGCAUUUGCCGAUUAGGCAAUUAGCUUCCGUAUUAUUGAAGCAAUACGUUGAGACACAUUGGUGCUCAACGGCCGAGAAGUUCCGUCCGCCAGAGCCUAACAAUGCCGCUAAAGAAAGGAUCAAGGAGUUAUUGCCUCUCGGGCUUCGGGAGGCUAUCAGUAAGGUACGAACCGCGGUGGCCUACGCAAUAUCGGCUAUAGCGCAUUGGGAUUGGCCUGAAAAUUGGCCUGCUCUUUUUGACAUACUUGUCAGUUGUUUGAAGGAUCAGAACGAAUAUGCCGUUCACGGGGCGAUGAGAGUUCUGACCGAGUUCAGUCGGGAUCUAACAGAUGCUCAUCUUUACAACGUCGGACUUAUUAUUCUGCAAGAAAUGUUCAGAAUAUUUCAAGAUGAAAACUAUUCGAUCAAAAUACGUGGUCGCGCGGUUGAAGUUUUUAUAAUUAUCACAACCUUAAUUAAUCAUACCAAUUGUGAAAAGGGAUUUAUGGAACAGUAUCUACAGCCAAUCAUUCCUAUGUUUUGCGAGAAGUUUAUCACGUAUCUGAGAAUAUCUAACGGACCGGAUAGCGAUAGUGAAUUUAAAACCGAUAUAAUUAAAGCUAUAAACUGUCUGGUCACAAAAAUGCCCAAAUAUGUGUCGGAUUUUUUGUCUCAAAUGCUGCCGCCUAUAUGGGAAAAUUUAUGCCAGAGCGCAAAGACGUACCAAGAAACAAUGGUAAAUUCUGAUGCGGAUAUCGACGAUAAGGAAGUUGAUUCUGAUGGCGAGGUAAUCAAUUUCAAUAGUCUGAUUAUCGCAAUAUUUGAGCUCAUCCAGACCAUCGUGGAUCGCAAAAGGUUUACAAAUAUAUUAGAUAAUAUGCUGGGGGAAGUUAUAUAUUAUCUAAUAGUAUUUAUGCAAAUAACACCCGAACAGAUCCAACAGUGGACAAGUGUUCCAGAACAAUUUGUCGAGGAGGAAGACUGUACGUUCGAUUACAGUGUUCGAAUAUCGGCACAAGAAUUUUUAAUGACUCUUCUUACCAAUUCCGAAGACAAAACCGUUCACGCACUGUGCGACGUUGUCACAAGACAUAUCGAAGCGACGAAAGAAAUGCGCGUUAAUGGCGAGGGCGGUAACAGCAACGAGAGCUGGUGGAAAAUACGAGAAGCCUCCUUACUGGCAUUGAGUCUCUCGAAAAAUUCCAUUAUCGAGAAACAGCAGGAAGGAACGUUACCGUUCGAUAUCGUUAGAUUUCUAGACACGGUUGUUUUGGAAAUGUUGAACGAUUCAGGGUCGCCUCCGUUACUUCUUGGUCGCUGCUUAUGUCUCAGUGGACGAUACGCCAAAACGUUGCCGCUAGAAGUGAUUUCUCGAUUUCUCGAAGCGGCAGUUAACGGUUUACAAGAAAACCAACCGCUUUGCAUUCGUAUCUGCGCCGUUAAAGCGAUCUAUUGGUUCUGCGAAGCUUCGUCCGGAAAGGAGUCAUUAGUUAACGUAAUACGCUGCCAUAUGCCUAACAUCUUUCACGGAUUAUACACUCUGGUUAGUCAACAGAACACGGACGUUCUAACUCUGGUCAUGGAAACGCUUCAAAUGCUAGUUUGGCAACAGAAAGAAUUUACGGCAUCGAUGGAAAACAAGAUUUGUCCUUUGACAAUUGCAGUGUUUAUUAAGUAUCAUAGCGACCCGGCGAUCUUAGAUAUAUGUCUGGAUAUUUUCAAGUAUUUGACGCAGAAUCCGAACUGUAUCGGGCCGUUGCAAACUCGUAUAAUACCUACUCUUACGAGUAUGAUGGCGAUCACCAUGAACAAACCACAAGAUGAGGGAUCUCGAGCAGUAGCAUUGGACGUGCUAAAAAUUCUAGUACAGUAUUCGCCGAGACCUCUCAGCAACGCUUUAAUCGAGACUGCGUUUCCUUCCGCGUGCCAAUGCAUUCUUCACUCCGAGGACGACGGGACGUUACAGAGCGGCGGAGAAGUCGUGCGCGCCUACUUGUCCGUGGCGGCGCAGCAAGUUACCGCUUAUCGAGACAGUGAGGGUCAAACCGGACUACAGUACAUAUUGCAAAUAAUCGGUCUACUUCUAAAUCCGCAGUCGAGCGAGUUCACUGCCACUUUCGUCGGACGUUUGGUCACAACCCUGAUCAGACACGUGGGAAACAGUCUCGGCGAGAAUCUCGAUCUGUUGCUGAAAGCGGUACUGAGCAAGAUGCAGACCGCCGAGUCGUCGCUCGUCAUGCAGAGUUUGUUGAUGAUUUACGCGCAUCUUAUAAACACGCAGUUCGACGCCGUGUUGAACUUCUUGUCGACCGUGCCCGGCCCAACGGGACAGAGCGCCCUAGUGUUUGUGCUGUCCGAAUGGGUCAACAGGCAACAUUUGUUUAUGGGUAAAUACGAUCGAAAGGUCGGAACUGUCGCGUUGUGCAACAUACUGCAGUACGGAGUCACGCACGGUGAUUGCAGACUGGACGAGAUCACUGUUAAGGGUGAUAUGAUCAUUUCAGGAAUCGAAGACGGCGUGAGGACCAGGAGCAAAGCGGAGUCGCAGCCUUACGAAUGGACUACGGUGCCUGUACUUGUAAAGAUUUUUAAAGUAAUAAUCAACGAAUUGUCGCAUGAUAUUGAGGUUAUCAGUGCCAGCCAAGAAGCGGAAGUUUCCGAUGACGAAGACGAGGAUGAGGACGAUGACGAACUGAUAGAUCCCGGAAACGACGUUGCAAAUGUUUUACGAUUCGACGGCAUGGACGACGAUAACGAUGAGGAUGAGGAUCCGGAAUUGUUGCGAGAUUCAAUCUAUCAUUUGAAUCUUGGCCAAUAUCUGCGCGAUUUUCUGUUGAACUUCUCCACUCACCAUUGCUUCCGCGUAUACGCCCAACACCUGAAUGUGCCAGAACUAAAAAUCUUAAAUAGGAUAAAUAUCAAGCUCAUGUAAUAGGAUUAUAAAAUUCAAAGAUGAUCAAAAGUUUUCGAAUAUCAUGAUAAAUAGUCUUUUUUCUACACUUCACGAUGUUUUUUUUUGUUUGUUUGUUUUUUUUUUUCUUAUUCCUUCGAGAAACAGUUUCUUCCGCGCUGCGCGUUUCUUUCUUGGUGAACGUAUUUUUUUUUCGCCACCGGACAUGGUGGCGGCGCGCGCGCCUAAAAGAUAAAUACGCACUUGAUCAAAUUUCGUCGCCACGUCGUUGCAUAUAUUAAUGUUAUAUUUUAUUCGUGGAUUUUUAUUUACAUUUACACACACGCGUGGAAUCGUCACGUCGGCAUCUACAUUACAAAAAGACCGGGUAUGUGAGCCGCGCGAGCGAUUCUUUGCGCGUGUGCUUUAUUACGUAUUUGUUAUUUAAUAUAUAUAAUUUAGAACGUAUACAACAUAUUUCCUACAACGGUACACUGUAUCUAACAUAGACGUUUUUUUUUCUCGAACGCCUCGCACACACCUUACGCAGCGGAGAAAUAACGCGACAGAGUUUAACUUUUAUAUUAUACGCGUCGCAUUUGAUUCACACUCCUAUUCACAAUUCUGUCUUCCAUAUACGUUAUACAUGUAUAGAGUCGCAGAACAAUUGUGUGUGUAAACACAGUAAUAAUAAUAAUAAUAAUACACUCGAGUGAUUAUCUCUUCUAGGCUGGAAAAAAAAAAAAAAAAAAAA
Molecule: messenger RNA, 4181 nt
Organism: Pseudomyrmex gracilis
Lineage: Eukaryota; Metazoa; Arthropoda; Insecta; Hymenoptera; Formicidae
Gene: Ipo9
Product: importin-9
Exons: 12
Coding region: 386-3469 (1027 amino acids)
Biological process (GO): protein import into nucleus
Cellular component (GO): cytosol; nuclear envelope
Molecular function (GO): small GTPase binding
Source: RefSeq, a predicted model, not a curated record